GUAAAUAGUGGAAGCUGCUAAAUCAUAAUGCAGACAGCUCUUCAGCCCAUGAGUUGAAUUUUCUUCCAUGAAAUGGUUUGGCAUUAUUUUUUAAGUAUCAUUCACCUCAAACGAAAUUUCCUCUGACACGGAAGCUUGAUGGAACAACCCUGUUUUUAUUUUCUUGAGUUUUACCGUGAGGGCUCGUCUUCCCAAAGAGAGCAGUCCUGUUCCGAUAACCACGAGGAAAGUGACUUCAUCUGCUUCCUCUGUGUUUGGUUUUUUGACAAGUAAGCACAGGAAACCCUGUACAAGUGGCAAGGCAGAAGGAAGAACCAUUCCAACCCAAAGGACCUAAUCAGUCUGGAGCACACAGAGCUGCUGUAGAACCUAGGGAAGUAGAAAGUGGAGCAGAGAUGCUCUCUGAGAUGAAGUUUUUGCAUGAAAAGAUGCUCGCUGUAUUGGUGGUUAAACAGACAUCAGAAUGGAUGUCGUGGUGAUAUAAUUGUGUGCGCCAUGGAAGCCAAAAGUGGAAUUAAUUUUGUUCUGAAGAACUGGAGUGCCUGUGCCCUGCUCACUGUCACCGUGGUGAUGGCAACAAUGGGUAAGUCUUACUUUUCACUGAAGGUGUUGCCUUUUCUUAUAAAGUCUUCGCCUUUCAGUUUCACCCACAUUAAAGGAUAUGUAGCAAAGUGGCUAGGGAACAGGCAGCAUGGACCGGAUCGUUAUCAUCUACUUAUAAUAUUUAAACCUCAAGGGCAAAUAGCGGCAUACAUUUCUCAAACCAAAUAUUUUCAAAGAGGAAGAAAAACCUACUUUGAAUAAGCUGGGAGUUGGCCUGAGUAUAAAUUCCUAUCACAGUAUUAUUUAGCAUAGGGAUGGGAGACUUGUGGACCUCCAGAUAUUGCAGGAUAAUAAUAAUAAUAAUAAUAAUAAUAAUAAUAAUAAUAAUAAUAAUUUAUUUAUACCCUGCCCAUCUGGCUGGGUUUCCCCAGCCACUCUGGGCGGCUUCCAACAAAACACUAAAAUACAAUAACCUAUUAAACAUUAAAAGCUUCCCUAAACAGGGCUGCCUUCAGAUGUCUUCUAAAAGUUUGGUAGUUAUUUUUCUCUUUGACAUCUGGUGGGAGGGCAUUCCACAGGGCGGGUGCCACUACUGAGAAGGCCCUCUGACUGGUUCCCUGUAACUUGGCUUCUCGCAGUGAGGGAACUGCCAGAAGGCCCUCGGCACUGGACCUCAGUGUCUGGGCAGAACGAUGGAGGUGGAGACGCUCCUUCAGGUCCCAUCAUCUCAGACCAUUGGCUAUCCUGGCUGAGGCUGGCUGGGAGUUGGAGCUCAACAGCAUUUAGAAGGCAGCAGUUACCCCUGCUCUGCUUUAGCAGAGUAUAUGUCUGAAUUUAAUUACGCAAAUAUGCUCACUUUAUAAACAAAGCUAUAAUGUCUCUCUCUUUUUGAACUCUCUUGGGAUUCUCUCUAUCACACCUGUUGAAAAGCUUACGACUUUUGCUGGCAUCAGUUCCAGCCCAUUCAUCUCCAGGGCUGUAGGAAGGCUGGUCUGGUGUUUGGAAGACCACUAUGUGAAGACUGAAUACUUCUCCUCUGGUGAAGGAAAGCAGAAGAUGGAACAACUUUGCUGGCUAGAAUUGUCAGGGGUUGGUUGGGUGCAGGUAGAUUGACUUCACUAAAGUAAUGAUCAGACCUGUAUCCAAAACACCAGUUUUGUGCAGGGACAAUCUAACAAUUAGAACAGUUUCUAUCCCUUCUGUUAAUUUUAUUAUUAUUAUAUUACCAUUUAUAUGCUGCUUAUAUUUAAACACAUUAAAACAUAGGUUAAAACAUCUCAAAUAAACAGCAAAUACAACAUUCUAAAAAACAUAAUUAACAACUGAACAGCCUCCUCUCAUAUCAACAUAAACAUUAUGCAUAAAAAUCAGCUAGAAAAGUGCAAGGAAAAUUCACAGUAAGCAAUUGAACAAAAUAUCCUCUAAAAAUCAGGAAGUAAAAUAUUACAAAUGAAAAUAAACUAAAAAGUGUCAUUUAUAAAUAAUAACUUAAAGAUAAAUUAUGGAUUGCAUGAUGGCAGAACAAUUUAAAGUUUUACUUAAGGAAACCUCUUUCUUCCACCCUCUUCGGCCAUCUGCAAUGGAGAAUAAAUAGAUUCCUACUUACCACAAUAGUCGGAGGAGACCGUAGACGAAAGUUCAGUGAAGGUUUACUGAAAAAGGCAUUGUCUCCAUGGUGUUGAGAUGGUGGCCUGUCAGCACAUUUUGGAAAACUGCUGAAAAGUCUGUUGCAAAAGGAGAAUAAGCUGUAAUUUUGGCACGUGUCAAAACAGUCAUAAAAAUCCCCAGUAAAUAUAAUUUGUGUGUAUCAACCUUUAGUUUUCAGAGGUGGACUAAAAUGGUCCUUUGGUCUUUCCAUUCCUCAAGUAACAAAACUGUGCUUUAUCCUUUUAAUAUACAGUGGUACCUCGGGUUCCAUAUGCUUCAGGUUACAGACUCCGCUAACCCAGAAAUAGUACCUCGGGUUAAGAACUUUGCUUCAGGAUGAGAACAGAAAUCAUGCUCCGGCGGAGCGGCAGCAGCGGGAGGCCCCAUUAGCUAAAGUGGUGCUUCAGGUUAAGAACGGACCUCCGGAACGAAUUAAGUACUUAACCUGAGGUACCACUGUAUUGACUGGAAUUAGUAGGUCAAACUGUAUUAUAAACAAACACAUGUAAUGAUAAAGCAGAAGCUCGUUUUGUUGUUACAUGAAAAGCAACUUUGGGAGAGGGCAACUGGAAAUGGUGAUCCAGUAGGUUCUUAACCCUUACUCUACCCACAGUUCUUUGCUCCAAAUCACCUUCCAAAGAGAGUCAUCCCAAAGGGUGGUUCAGAUACGCAUUUGGUCCCAUUAAGCACUUGUCCCACAACUAUUUUAUUUUACAAAAUCUACAUACCACUUGGUUGUAGUAAAACCUCUAAGUAGUUUGCAAUAAAUGUUAAGAUUAUCAAUAAAAACAGUUUUAAAAUAGCCAUUAAAAAUAUUUGAAAGUUAAUUAAAAGUAACACUAAAAAAUUAAAAUGUGUCAACAUCUAUGUUUUAUUUUGUUUUUAUAUGUGCUGGAAGCUGCUUAGAGUGAAUGGGGAAAUCCAGCCAGAUGGGUGGAGUAUGAAUAAAAUUAUUAUUAUUAUUAUUAUUAUUAUUAUUAAUUAUUAAUUAUUAUUAUUAAUGGAUGGACUUGCCUAAACAAAGAUAUUUCAAGCCGGUGCCAAAGGUGUAUCACAAAGGUGCCUGCCUAAAUGUCAACAGGCAGGGAGUUCCAAAGUGUAGGUGCUGCCAUACUAAAGGAUCGAUUGCUUACAACUGUAAAAUGAAUACUGUACAACACUUAUUACAGUGUCAAAUCUGCAGAUUGAAGUGGUUCAGUGAGCACAUAUGGGGUGAGGCAAUCCUGCAAGUAACUGCUUCCAGGCCAUUAUAUACCAAUAGUAACACCUUGAACUUGACCCAGUAGCAAAUGGGCAACUAGCGCAGAUCUCUGAGCAGUGGUGUUAUUAUAUGCAGACAGGGUCUCGUUCUUGUCAGCCACUGUGCUGCAGCAUUCUGCACUAACUGCACUGUUUGGGUCAAGUGCAAGGAAGGCACCACGUAGAGUGCACUGCAGUAAUCCAGUCUUGAAGCAAUCAGUGUCUGAACUAUUGUGGCCAAGCUCUCCCAGUCCAGGAAUGGCCAAAGCUAUUGCACCAGGAACAGCAGGUAAAAAGCACUUCUAGCCACCAAGGCUACCUGGACCUCUAGUGACAAAGCUACAUCUAGAAGUACUUCCAGGCUGCCUAACUCCUCCUUCAGGAGGAAUGUAGCCCUGCCCAGGUCAGGCAAUUGACCAUUUUCCUCAGAUGUGGGAACCAUUCACCCACAGUGCCUCCAAAUUUAUUGGAUUCAAGCUCAGCUUGUUUUCCCUUAUCCAUCUCACCACUGUGUCCAGGCCCCACACAACUUCCCAUUCCGCGUUAUGGAGAAAUUUUCCUGAUUCUCUGUUCCUAAUGCCUUCUGCCGAGGUGGUAUUUUCAGUAAACAAAGGUCCACCAGACUGCAGUUAUGUUUGCUUAUAGUAUGAAUUGGUUCAUCCCUCAAAUUGCUUUCUAAAAACUCUGGUUCAACAUUCACAUUAAUGGUUUCUCUAGAAGGCACUCAUUAUUCUCCCACACCCAUUUUAGUCUUACAACAAGCUUGUGAUGUACAUUAAAGGUGAUUGGCCCAAGGUAAGCUUCUCAGCUGCGUGGAGAGUUAAACCCGAGUCACCCAAGUCCUGUUCUAGCACUCGGAACCACUACACCAAGACUGGGGAACCUGUGGUCCUCCAGAUGUUCUUGAACUUUACUAUGAAUCAGCCGCUUUUUGCUGGCUGAAAGAUUGGCUACUUCUUGAAAACGUGGACAUUUUGGAUUUAGAAGGUUUUGACAACGUUUUUGGAUGGCAUGCAUAUUUAUGGUAUGAUAAAGUUAAAGCGCAUAAGGCCUUUAAGAACCAUAUUGUCAGGAAAGCAUUGUUUAAUGUUUGGGUGAGAUAUAAGGACUUGUUGGAAAGUAAAACACCAAGGUGGCUAUCACCAAUGGAGGCAAAGGCAUUGAAAAAACCAAUAUGGAGACAAACUGGCCAAAAUAUUGUGAAAUUUUAGAACAAGUUGGAGAUAAAUUAAAAUUGCAGAGUUUUGACAAAUUAAAAACCAAAGUCAGAGAUUGGUUGCAUUAUUAUCAAAUAAGGGAGGUUUUUAACUUAGAUAAAAAGAUUGGCUUCCAGGAGGAAAAAUCUAAUCUGGAAACGGAAUUGUUAGAACCUAAAACUAAAAAUUUGUCAAGAAUGUAUAAUUUGCUGCUGAAAUGGAAUACACAGGAUGAAAUGGUUAAAUCUGUUAUGAUUAAAUGGGCGCAGGAUGUUGGGCAUAACAUUAUGUUUGCUGACUGGGAACGGUUAUGGACCACAGGUAUGAAAUUUACGGCUUGUAAUGCUUUAAGAGAAAACAUAAUGAAAAUGAUUUACAGGUGGUACUUAACCCCAGUCAAGCUAGCAAAAAUUUAUCACUUGCCUGAUAAUAAAUGUUGGAAAUGUAAAGAAAACGAAGGUACUUUCUUUCACCUUUGGUGGACGUGCCGAAAGAUCAAGGCAUUCUGGGAAAUGAUAUACAAUGAAUUAAAAAAGGUAUUGAAAUAUACUUUCUUAAAGAAACCAGAGGCCUUCCUCUUGGGCAUGGUCGGCCAAUUGGUGCGAAGGGAAGAUAGAACUUUUUUUAUGUAUGCGACAGCAGCAGCAAGAAUACUCAUCGGGAAAUAUUGGAAGACACAAGAAUUGCCUACCCGAGAAGAAUGGCAGAGAAAAGUGAUAGACUAUAUGGAACUGGCAGAGAUGACUGGAAGAAUUCGAGAUCAAGAAGAAGGGUUGAUGGAACAAGAUUGGAAAAAGUUUAAAAUAUAUUUACAGAAUCACUGUAACAUAAAAGAAUGUUAGGAAAGGUUGGAGAAGAAAUAUUAGACCGUAUUGGCAGACAGAGUAUAAUGGAAUUAAGUAAAUAUAAAGUAUAAACUAAAGGAUAGAGGAGAAUUAAAUAUUUUUGAAUGUUAAAAUGUUAAAAUAAGUGAAUGAAAAGAAGGUUAGAAGGAUUUGCUGGAGACACAAUUUGAAUUAGAAUACAAAGCAGAGAAGUGAGAGGAAGUCACGGAAAUAAGUAAAUGGGAAAACGGUUCGUUAAAUUCGAAUUCUUUUUUUUCUUGUUAUUUUUUAUUGUGAUUUUUGAUUUUGUGUAUUUUUUCCUUUUUCCUUUUUUUUCCCUUGUAUGGUGUGUAUCUUUUGUAAGAUGUAUGUGACUGAUUUUCUUGUUUUGUUUGUUCUUUCUUUUUUGUAAUUUUAAAACUUGAAUAAAUAUUCUUAAAAAAAAAAACAGAUGUUCUUGAAACCCAGUGCCAAUCAGCCCCAGCCCCAGCAUGGCCAAUGGCAGGGGAUGAUGGGAGAUGUAGUUCAACAAACCCUGGAUAACCACCCAGAGACUGCACACACUGGCCCCAUGCCACUAAACAUGCACACCUAAUUGUGCAUUCCAGUGAAAUGUGAAAAUUACAGUGCAUGUAUCCAUUUCCAAAAGAAGAUCUUGAAUGAUUUUGGCAGCCUCUCCAGAGGUUGAGUCUUCUCUUGUGGAUAAAUUUAUAUGGUCAUUAUACUAAUAAAUCUGGGCUAUGUGCCUUGUUUAACAGGUGUUGGUGUCUUAUUCACCGGUCUAAUCUUUCCCUCGGUUUCUAGAGUAAUUACAUGGACUGUGUUUAUUUAUAACACCAACAAUAACAACAACCACAACAAUUAUAUGUCAUGGUCCUUUUAUGGUUUUGUCUUAUGACUGUUUUUAGGAUCAUUCCCAGCAAGAGGGUCCAUUCAAAAUAAGUCUGAACAGCAUCAUGCCAACAGUUCAGUCACAGCAAUGAUGGUGAACAAUAUUAAACCUCAGCUGGCAGAAGGUAACAUUGCACACCUGUAUUUAUUAAUUAUAGUAGAGCAGAUAACAAUGCUAUUUUACAUAAGUUUAGUUGUUAAGCCCUGGAGAGAUUAAUGACUAAGCUUGAUUUAAAAGGAGAGAGUGCUAUAUCUAGUAUGUGAACACACUACACUAUGCUACACCUAUAGGGUGGAUUUAGAAAAGAAUUUUACCAAUAUUUGACUUUGUUUAUCUUUUUUAAAUGUUUGGUGAGUGCCUCUUAUGCUUUUAUAUUGCAAACUGCGCUGUGAUAUUCGACUGAAGGGCAGUAUGAAAAUGUAAUAAAUACGGUAAUAAAAUAAAAUAAAUUGGAUUGCAGAAAAGCUGGAAACAGAUGUUUGAAAUAAAUGAAAUUAAAAAUUCAGAGCGAAUUUGUUCGGUUCAUAAUUCCCAGCAUUUUAUUCCAGUUUCAAAAUAAUUCUCCUUGCGUUUGAUAAGUUUACCACUUUCUGCAGAUUACAGCAACAGGAUUACAGUGUAACAAUGACCAGACAUAUCAGAGGGUGUAGCUCUCAUGAUACAUAUCUCUGCUGUUAAGUUACCUUAUAGUAUAUCUUAAUACAAGGGUUACACCGCAUCAGUGUGUUUAACAACCUUUCAUGGUAGUUUCUUUCUAACACAUUGGGAAACCGUGUUUUUGUGAUUCCUUUUGGAUUUUAUUAAGGAGUAUUUGAGGAUUAAAAAAACAGCUUGGUCUCAAAUGUAGUCCUCAGAUCCAGCUAGGAAAACCUACUGAUGGUACUUUUUUUAUAUAUAUAUCCUUCCAGGCAAAUCAAAAACGGAUGCAGUGGUUGGCACUGAAGUUAUACUGACCUGUCCCCAUCAGAGACCUAUGAUAAUGGUAUCUUGGAAUGCCAACUUAAAGAAUGGAACAGUUUGCUAUUUAUCAUACAUCAGUGAUAGAAAUCAAACAGGGGGAAACUGCAGUGAGGAUAGCAUGUGUUGGUUAUCUAGACCAGACAAGGACUCCACCCUUCAGAUAAAGUCAGCACAAAUAUCCAGUGAAGGAAUAUAUAAAUGUUCUACAGCAACUGCUGAUGGAACAUUCAGCCAUGAACAUAAUCUAACCAUAUUAGGUAAGAAACUCCAUGUUCUUUUCCUUACCUAUAAAUCAUAAUAUGAGACUGCUACAUCUAUUUUAUUGAAUCCAAACAUUUAAAACUACUUUUAAGCUACUGGCAACCACUGAAAGCAUUUUGCAGUAAUAUUUAAGCACAACAGUGAUAAUAAAAUGUAUGCAAUAAAAAAUAACCUAGAAAAUUGGAUUAAAAACAAACUAUUUCUACUUCUGCUCUUCCUUCUACAGCUGCUGUUACAACUACUACACGUUUAUUAAUAUUUUUUAGUUGUGAACAAAGAACAUAGAAAUGACAUAGUCUUUUCAGACAUAGGACUUAAAGCUUCUUCUGUUUCAAUCUGCUUUUUCAGUGCCUCUUCUCUGCUUUCUUCUCAGCAUGACCAAACAUGAAUAUAGAUACCAGUUCCAAAAUGCUGAAGUACACAAGUUUGAAAAGGCUGACAAGGGUGUACAAAAGUGAAAUGGGAGGGAGGGAAUAGAGCUUGGGAAAGGAAGGUUGAAUAUAGCAAUAGACUGUGCAGAAAAUGUACGGUAAAUUUGUGGUGAGUGAGACUGCAUUUUGUUAUCCACACCAUUAGCAGGAUGUGUUCUGAGGGAACUACUGCUCCUAAAAUGUCACAAAAUCUCCCUUCCCUGUUUUGGUAUUAAACCAGCAAAAUCCUUCCCCCCCCCCCCGUGUGUGUGUGUGUGUGUGUGUGUGUGUGUUUGUUAACAUUUCACCCUUGGUAUUUCAGAAGUCUUUGUUUUCUCAAUGAAAGUAUGACCCUUACUUUCUCCAUGAUAUCCCUGGCCACUACAACUAACCCCAGAGCUUCCUUCAGUACUAUCUGCCAUUCUUGCUCUCCUCAGAUAUCCCCUAGUUCUCUCCUAUCUGAAGUGAAGCAGAAGGGGUGUGAAACAGCAUCACUCAGGCCAAUGCCCAUCACUCUCAACCCUCCCACAUCAUACAGUGGAAGGUCACCCAACACAUUCCACACCAUUGAACACAUAGGGAGAUCACACAGGAUCUUUCUUCAAAUACCUGAUAUUCUGCAGCAGAAGAAAAAUUGGCAUGGUGUCUGCAUUAUUCCAGAAUACCGGCAGAAUAACGUUGACACCAUGUGGAACUCUGCAGGAAAAUCCAGAGAAAACAUGCAUUAUAGUGCUUUAAAAGCCAUAUGCCUCAAGUGAGUCACCUCUUCACACACCUGACUGCUCAGCUUCAUAAAACUCAGGCUCCCUCCAACUCUCCAAGCAGUCUCUAAAAACAGCAUGAUGAGAACUGUAGUCUGCACUAGUUCUGAGCUCCAUAGACCUUGAGAUGGCAUCCUGCCACAUGAAAUAUCCUAUUAUAAAACAUGUUUUGUGCUUAUCGCACUUCUGCCUGUCUGUCCAAACUACCCAUUCAGACUCCUCACGCUCACUAUGUAACCAUCAUAACAAAUGUCAAAUGGAGAAAAACCUUUACAACUCUAUAGUUCCAGUCUGUGCACUCUGCCAUUGUUGAAGGACGCUGUCGUAGGAUUCCUUAUGAAGAGAGAGUUUGGAGGAAAUGUACCCAGAGAUUUGCCCCACUGAUUUGCCCAGUCUAUGAGGACUUAACCCUUGUUCAGAUACUGUAUUUAAAUUUCUCAGUUUAGAGAUUGAUGGGUAUCUGACUAACUUUUUAUUAGAGGACAGAUCCCUCUACACUUCUGAAAAAGUGGCUUGUCUUGCCUUUGGAGUGGCAAUUUUACAGAGAAAGGUUUGUAGGAAUGAUGUCAGAUUCUUCAGAGGAGCAAACUCUUAUCUGACAGAAUGCCUGGUUUUAAUAAUUAUUUUAACUGUGUAAUGCAUUUUAUUCUGUUUUAGGUUUUUUGUUCUUUGUAAUGGUUUUGGCUACACAAAUUUGCACCACAGUACAGUCUGCUCUCUGGUCUGGUGUGCAGGGAUCAGAGGCUGCUCCCUGGAUGCCUGCAACUUAAAGUCUGUCACGAUGUGCACUUCUGUGCUGGGAAGAGAGGAUGAUUUUUAAGUCAGACUGGGGAUGAGGGGAAGAGGGGACUCCUAACAAAUUAGUUUCCAGAAUUCUUCAGUGGAAGCUGUUUAAAGUGGUACGCUACAGCUUUCAGUGCCUAGUGCAGAUGAGACCUAAUCGUCCUCUCUGCCCUGGAUGAGUCAGUGGCCAGCCACGCGGAGUCAGACCACGAGUUCUUCCUGCUGUAGUGACUCUGCUCAUCACAUGGCAUAGUGGUCAGCAAUUCCUGACAGCAUGUAUAGGAAUAUGUUUACUCAACAGGUUUCAUAAGGGACUUAUUUCUUCCUCAAAUGUGUAUUUUGGUGCAACAUAAGAUACCAAUAGAAUAUCAUACUCUCCAACAUUUCUCUGAUGAAAGCAGGGAAGUCCUAUUAAUUUUAUUAUUUAUACCCCACCCAUCUAACUGGGUUGCCCUAGCCACUCUGGGCAGCUUCCAACAUAUAUAAAAACUGCAAGAAGAUCAAACCUAUCCAUUCUGAAGGAAAUCAGCCCUGAGUGCUCACUGGAAGGACAGAGCCUGAAGCUGAGGCUCCAAUACUUUAGCCACCUCAUGAGAAGAGAAGACUCCCUGAAAAAGACCCUGAUGUUGGGAAAGAUUGAGGGCACAAGGAGAAGGGGACAACAGAGGACGAGAUGGCUGGAUGGUGUUCUCGAAGCUACCAGCAUGCGUUUGACCAAACUGCGGGAGGCAGUGGAAGACAGGAGUGCCUGGCGUGCUCUGGUCCAUGGGGUCACGAAGAGUCAGACACGACUAAAUGACUAAACAACAACAACACUACAUUAAACAUUUUUAUUUUUAAAAAAACAACUUCCCUAUAGAGGGCUGCCUUUAGAUGGCUCAGGAGGCAGAUAACUCCAUACCCUCCAACAUUUCUCCAGUGAAAAUAGGGACAGCCUAAUGAAAAGUGGGACAUUCCAGGAUCAAAUCAGAAACUAGGAUGGCUUCUGUAAAUCCAGGACUGUGCCUGGAAAAGAGGGACACUUGGAGGGUCUGGAAUAUGCAACUCUGCUACCUUUUAUGUCCAUCUUUUUAUGCCAGAGGUGGGGAACCAGAUGUGCAUACCCUCCAACAUGCUGCAACGGAAAACACCCAUCUUCUGGGGCCACAGGACAGGGGGGCAUGAGAUACGGCUUUCAGCUGCCUGUGUUAAGUGUGUGUGGUUGUAUGUGUGGAUGGGUCUGGCCCUGCUCACUGCGGGAUCAAGGCACCCCCACUACUCAAAUGCAGUUCCUGACAGCUUUACACUGAGUUAAUGCUGCCCACAGCUGCCCAAGCACCUUCAAUUUUCCGCUUCUAAUCUAGAGUAGAUUAGAACCCACCACUUUGAUACAUUUAACUGCCUCAUUUAUUUGUUCCCUCCAGUACCUCCUGAGGCGUCCCUGAUUCAUGACGACAUCAAUGGAACUGCCAUUUGCAAGGCAGUUGCAGGGAAACCAGCGGCACAAAUCUCAUGGUCCCCAGGAGGAGAGUAUAACACCAAGAGUGAAAAUUUGCUUAAUGGCACACAGACUGUCACCAGUAUAUACAAGGUCAACAACUCUGAGGGGAGCAAAGUAACUUGCUUUGUCUCCCAUCCUGCAUGGAAGGAGUCCCUCAGUAUCUUAUUAGGUAACCCUAAGAAUCUUUUUCUCUGUUUGUUAAUUUGUGGUUUCCACUCUCUGAUACGUUUUCCUGAGAGAUUUCAGAAUCACCCCCUUUUCACACAUAUUCUUUUGUCAACUAGGACUUCUCUUUUCUCCCACGUUUGCAACUUAGAUGAAAUCUUGAUGGCUGGGUGGUUUGAUGUUCUGCUGCAUUUUCCAGGUUACAUGUCCCAUUUAUGUGCCACUGAUCUAGAUUCAACUUGUAAUUUACCCUGUUUUAUUGUUUUUUCAUACACACACACACGCACACACACACAUUUUUAAUUGAAUAUUUUUGCAAUGGGAACCAAAACAAAACACAGGACACAAACCAGUAGCAAAUUACUAAACAAAUGUACAGGUGAGGUAUGGGAUACAAAGUACCUCCCCCACCUUCCUUUUUUCCUUUGUCUUUCUGUAUUUUUAUCAAUUUUAAUUUUUCACAUCACACAUAAGAUAACAUAACUCAAUACAUCAAACACUUUGAUUAAAACUAUCAAAUCAAAUUCUUACAUUUCACUCCCAAAAAUCUUUCCACAUAUUAACAUGAGAUCUUAGGGGGUUAUAAACAAAAUCUGCUUGACGCUUAUAAAAUCCAAAAUGGGUGUCACACAUUAUAGAACAGAUGGAGGAUGGAAUUCCCUUUGGUUGCAUGAAUCGGACACAUCAGCUUUUCAGCCAAGGAGGAAAGAUACCACUUAUGUAAGAAUUUCCAAGAAAAUUCCCUUAAUUGGGCCAAAAGAGUUUUAAAAGUUCCCCAUUUUUCAUUAGACAUUAUUACUUGAAGGUCCAUUUCCCAGGGAAUUAAAUUUUUUUUAAAAAAUUAUUUUUCUUUAUAACAUUUUGAGUGCUUUAGCUCAAAAGACAAUUCAUAAUGUUCCUUUUCAGUAUUUUUAUCAAUGUUCUUAUGGUAUACCACUCUGGAUGCAUUUGUGUCUAGAAAAAUGGGAUAAAAAUAAAUUGAAAUAAAAAUCAAUUUACUAAUAUCCACUAUUAUCCUUCUUCUGGUGGUGUGUUCCAGGGAUCUUGGGUUUGGGGCUCACAUUUUGGCCUGUAAUAUUACUACAAAGUAGAAAUUUUCCCCCAAAACGAUUGUAGUUCCUUUUCUGUCUAAGGGCCAGGUCUGGUGUAAUGUUUUCCUUCAGAGGCAGCCUUUUGGAAUUAUUCCCAUGGAAAAUUCUGCAUGGAACAGUUUAGGUCAGCAAUGGACAUUUAAUAUUUUGUUGAGAGCUGCCUAGAGUGGCUGGGACAACCUGGUCAGAUGGGUGAAUAAUAAUAAUAAUAAUAAUAAUAAUGAUAAUGAUAAUAAUAAUAAUAAUUUAAUAUGCUCAUGUUGGACUGUUUCCAAGUCCUAUUGCUUGCAGAGAUUUUCUAAUGUUCUCCAUAUCCAUUGGAAAUCAAUCCCAAAGCACUGCCAUGAAGGUAAAUAUUCUGCUGGAAACUGAUAGUGCCUAAAUGAAAAAGCUGCACAGUUUGCAACAGUGAUGGAAACCUUAGGCCUUUCACAUGUUUGCCUGGAGCUGAUGGGAGUCAGAAUUCAACAUUAUCUGUAGAUGGCCAAAGAUUCCACACCCCUGCAGCAGUAUUCCAAAAACAGUAUUAUAAUUCCGGACAAUUGUCCUUUAUAAGCAUCUAUCCAAGAAUGCUUUUCAUAGGAAUUCAUAAGAAGAGGGUGGCUGACAAUCAUGUUUCUUAACUUUAAUGCAUUCAGUUAAUGGAUGCCAAACUUUAGAAAAGUUGUCCUUGAUUUUCAGAUGGUGUAGGGUUUGGGUAUAUUUUGUUAAGUUUUUCCAUUAAAGCAAUUAUCUGGAGGUGCCAAUAGUCUUGCAAGUCACCUGCAGAUGCCUUUGGCCACCAUGAGUCUGGCUGCUGCAAACAGGAAUCAAAGUAGCUCUUUAUAAAGAGCUUUUUUGGGCAAAGAUGUUGAGCUUUUUUUUGCCCAAAGUUGUUGUCAAAAUCUAAACUUCUGACACGGGGUGCCAUGGAUUCCAGUGAUUUCCGCCCAGACACUGCUUCCAGAGGCCGAAACAUUGUCCGGGAAAUUCCGGACAUAUGGCAAGCUUAACUCAGGGCAUCGCAAGGGUAGGUAUCUCCUGUGGAUAUGCUUAUAUGCAUUCUCCCAAAUGUGCACUGAUGCGGUGUGAAAUGGGGGUUUGUUCCACAGGCUUGCCAUGCUUCUAAAUCAAUUGUCUUGCCUAGGUCACUUUCCCAUGGUUGUCUUAAGCUACCUGUGGAACCCAGUGAGGUUUCCAAAAGAAUCCUAUAUAUACUGGAGAGUAAGCCCUUAUCAGGGGAUGUGGGUGGCACUGUGGGUUAAACCACAGAGCCUAGGACUUGCUGAUCAGAAGGUCGGCGGUUCGAAUCCCCGUGACAGGGUGAGCUCCCGUUCUUCAGUCCCAGCUCCUGCCAACCUAGCAGUUCGAAAGCACCUCAAAGUGCAGGUAGAUAAAUAGGUACUUCUGUGGCAGGAAGGUAAACGGCGUUUCCGUGCGCUGCUCUGGUUCGCCAGAAGCAGCUUAGUCAUGCUGGCCACAUGACCCGGAAGCUGUGCACCGGCUCCCUCAGCCAAUAAAGCGAGAUGAGCGCCGCAACCCCAGAGUCAGUCACAACUGGACCUAAUGGUCAGGGGUCCUUUACCUUUAAGCCCUUAUCAAAUGCUGAGUUUUGCUUUAGCAUAAUUUCAAAACUAGUUAAAUACCUUGUUGUUUGGGCCUGAGCUUCAGGGGGUACAUACAAAUUCUAAUCUGCAACCAUAUCUUUUGUUGACUGAUCUAUUAAUUCCAUCCAUUACACCCAUGUCUCCUAACUGGCAUUUCUUGCACUUUGCAUAUUUCCAGGUGGACAAAGUAAAAAAGAAGAUGUAACAAUCACCAUUCUAUUUUCCAGCCUUGCUGGUGUCUUGGGAAUUCUCCUGCUUUCAGUUUUCAUCUGCCUCCUCUAUAGAAGGUAUGUAUGCCAAAGUCCUAACAUAAGCCAGUUCUAUAGCUCUGUACAAUUGGUCAGCUGCCACAAUGACCAUAAAUUCAACUUACUACAGAAAAAUAGCAAGGCAUUAUUUAUACAGCGUUCUGCCUCUAACUAGGUUCACGCUGAAAUUCAAAGAACUAAAUGGAUUUCUCCCCAACCUAGUCACAACUACUUUUCUUGGUUUUCUUGUCUCUGUAAGGUCUUCCUACAUUCUAUCCUAUGAAUCACCUUCUAGUUCCAGAGGCAGAAAGCUGUAUAAAUAAUGCCUUGCUAUUUUUCUGUAGUAAGUUGAAUUUAUGGUCAUUGUGGCAGCUGACCAAUUGUACAGAGCUGUAGAACUGGCUUAUGUUUGCACUUCCCAAACCAAUUUGUGAACCAAAAUGCAGCCAUCCUUAAAAAUUCAUACUUCUCUGAUUUUUUCAAUGUGUUCUCCAACCAAAACAUGCAUACAAAAUUGCAUAUAUUUGUGAAAAUAAUAAGGAAAAUUCAUUUGGCUGAGAGAAAUUGUUUGCAAAAUUACCUUAAAAAUGUGUGCAAAUUCUCAUGCAGACUGUUUGUUUGUUUGUUUGUUUUUUUAAAUUGCUAUUUCUAACAAAGUAGUGGUGAUACUCUAUAUUGGCAGUGGAAUGUGUACGUGUAUUAGGAUCAGUUGUAAGAUAUUUCGAUGGGUACACUAGAUCUGAAAUUAUCCUAGGGUCUUAUAGAUGACAUGUUGAUCCAAACCCAUUUUGCAUGGUAUCGGGAAGAAGGAAUCUGAUUAUAUUCUCCCCUCCCUGCAUAUGCCAGAAAAAGAGAAGCUGCUGCACCCAAAAGUCCUGAAACAAUGUCAAGACCAAGCAUCCAGGUAAGACCAAGGAAAUAAUAAGAGAUUUGCUCUGAAACCAUUUUUUUGUGUUAAUAAGGGCACAAUACUUUUACCAUAUGGUAUAGACAUAUACAGGCUGCUAGCUAUGUUGCCAAUCAUGCUCAAAAGCCACCAGAAGUGCAUAGUCAUAGUACUCAGUACACAUUAAAUGUUUCCUGGAAGCCACCUCACACUUGUUGUGGGCAUUCCUCACCAUGUAUCCACCUAUUCUGAGGCUACAACAAUCUGUGUGUAUUCUCGCCUUCCUUCCUUCCAAUCUUCUCUUUUCUGAAGACUUCUCUUCUGGGAGGGGAGAUCCCCAUGUAUCCCCCAGGUGUUGUUAGUACCACAGUAUGGUCCCUGUCAGAAUUGCUCCCCAUCUCCUCCCUGGCUGCUUGCAAUGAGAGGAAAGCUUCCAUUUGGUCAAUAGAUUACAUAGCCUGGGCUGUUUAGGAUUUUUUUUUUUACAAAAUUACCUUUUUACAAAAUUCCAUUUUGUUUUCUUAAUGGUAAAAAUAUUUUUGAUGACUUUUCUAUAACUCUUGAAAAUCAUGUGGCAUAAGAAAGAAAGAAAGAAAGAAAGAAAGAAAGAAAGAAAGAAUAAUACUCUGCCCAUCUGACUGGAUUGCCCCAGAAACACAAGCAUGAAUUUAUGACUAGCAGUCAAGAAUUUUCCAGUGCAAAAAAUAUCCAAACAACUGAGUCUACUGCUAAUCAUAAUUCCAUACUUUAAUAACUUUGAUAUUGCCACCCACAGUGUAUUUCACAAAAUAAAAACUCUGCAGUAUAAAGGGAAUCUUUUCUCAUUAUUUCUAUUGGGGUGGUGCAAGGCGGGUAAGUCAGAACAUUUUUCUGCAUAUCAUGAGAUGAAAGAAACAAACGGGGUUGUGGCAGCUUCCUUCAUGUUUUAAAAUGCUUCAGAGUUUUACUUAGGUGACAAGCCAUGUUUUCUUCUCAAAGGGAUGCACUUCUGUUUUGUAGGAGAGUGAGUUGGAGCCAUAUGCCAUUUUCGUACAAGUGGAAAAUGUGAUCUAUGAGAAAGCAGGUGACUUCCCACAGAGUGAAUGACACUUCCCAUCAGAGCUCUUUUCUUCAAGCUGAAACGCUGUCUGACUUGAACUGUGUAAGAGAAAAAUACAUGGGCGGGGGGGGGUCAUUAACAGCUUACAGUGACCCUCCCAUGGACAUGGGUACAUUUUGGCUUUCUGUAUCCUUCCCACAAACCCAACGGCCUGUUGUCUCUCUCUGCCAGUGCCCCAUACUUGUCAAAAAACCAGAGUCAAUUAUCUGUAUGUAAAAGAGGAUGAGCAAUUAUGCACCUUUUCUCCAGGCUCUGUAGAAUUCUUCCAAGAACGCUGCUGGCCUUAAAUAUUCUGCUCUGCAUCAUAACGAAUCUUCUUUUUCUCACAUUGACUGUAUUUUUCCAGUCUAAGCAUUCAGAAAGCUGUUGUGAAAACUAUGAAAAGAGGUGAUUCUAAUUAAUUGUCACCAUCUUUCUGCCUAAUCCAAGCAGACCAUUCACUUUCAUAUGGCGCAUUAAGUACAGGUUAAGAAGAUCAAACCUAUCCAUUCUUAACGAAAUCAGCCCUGAGUGCUCACUGGAAGGACAGAUCCUGAAGCUGAGACUCCAAUACUUUGGCCACCUCAUGAGAAGAGCAGACUCCCUGGAAAAGACCCUGAUGUUGGGAAAGAUGGAGAAGGGGACAAGGAGAAGGGGACGACAGAGGACGAGAUAGUUGGACAGUGUUCUUGAAGCUACCAGCAUGAGUUUGACUAAACUGUGGGAGGCAGUGGAAGACAGGAGUGCCUGGCGUGCUCUGGUCCAUGGGGUCAUGAAGAGUCGGACACAAAUAAACGACUAAACAACAACAACAAGUACAGCUUGAACUGGGAAGGGCUCUCAGGGCCAAAUCACUCUUUAAGAGCACUGUUCUAAAAAGGGGACCAUGUGUUGAGAUUCCUGCAAUGCAGGGGGUUGCACUAGAUGACUACAAUUCUAUGAUUCUAAGGACCAUAUAACCAGCAUUCCAAGGAACUGUGCCACAGAAGAAAAUAACUGUUCUUUCUCUGACUGACAGACGUGGAAGUAAGACACGCUCCUGGAAGACCGCAUCCUGCAGAAGGACAGCUUCUUCCUAAAAUUCUCUGGAUUAUGUUCUACAUGUCAGUGAGGUUAAUAGGGAGAGAGCAGGUAUGGUGUUGUCAACUGAGUCAGACUUUGAGAGCGAGCUAACCUACCAAAUAGAAUUGUUGUGAAUGGGCACGUUGCCCCAAACUCCUUGGAAGAGUGGAAUUAAAUUAUAAUAACUAAUAGUAAUGGAACUAGGGAUAUCUCAGACUAUUAAUCUCGGGGAUUUGGGUUCGAGCCUCACACUGGGGAAAAUAUUCCUGCAUUGCAGGGGUUGGAUGACCACUGUGGUCCCUUCUAACUCUACAAUUCUAUGAUUCUAUAGGAGAAAAGUACCUGUAGCCCUUUGUGACAAAGUGCCUUAUGAAACUUCUCAAAAGUUAAUGGCCGUAUAUUGUCUAUACUUUGCCAUUAGUGAACAAAUAGCUCUUCACAGAUCAAGAGCAGAAAGGGGUUUCUGAGGUUAUGCAUAGGAACCGAAGAAGAGCCCUGUGCAAAAGCCUAUUUCUAUGGCAUCCUGUUUCUCAUAGUAGCCAAAAAGAUUUCUAUAGAAAGCCAAUAAGGAGGACACAAGUGCAAUAGUGCUUUCCCUUCAGCAACUGGUGUUGAAAAAAAUGUCCCCUCCAACACAGGAGAUAAUACACAGCCAAUACGACUAGCAGGCAUUGAUAACCUACUAUCAAUUGAAUUGAUCAGCUUUCUGCUGUUUAGACUCAUCAGCUGAGCACGCAACAAUGUUCCUUGAUUCUCUGAGAGCUCUAAAGUAAGAACUAGAUCCAAAUGUAAUCAAAAGAAGGACAAGGAACCCAAUUGAAUUAGAGCAAUAAGGAUGUGAAUCAGGACUGGGUUCAGGCUUGAGGGGGUCCUCUGAUGAACCCCCUCUUCUGUCAGUGGGCCUUAGGAGGCUUAUCCAGCUGUGGUAGCAGAUCUAAGUUGCACUGGGACACUGUGUCUAGCCACCCAGAGCAACACUAGGCUUGGGGGAAUUAUAGGAAAUUUAAAGGAUAACUAGAUACAGCCUCCAGCACAGAGGCCCAGGACAGACAUUAGCAGUGAGCCUUGGUUGCUGCCCAAGGAUGCCAUGUACCUUGGUCCUGAUAUGAAUGUAGCUUUAACAGCAGCAACAACAAAAAGGUAAUCCAUAAUGACCUUAUAUUACCUUGUCAAGAGUCACUAAGUAGCAAUUCAACCUCAUGGUCAGUCAUGUUGUGGGAGAAAAACAUUGUUGUGCACAUGGCAACAGGGGUCUCUGCGCAUACUUUGGGUAUGCUUUCCUUGGAAUAACGGUAGCCAGAGACCUAAAAGGUAGCCAGAACCUAAAAUCUCAGGGCUGUUCAGAUGGCAUCUAGACUAGCCCCUACCCCAAAAUGGACAAUGUUUCUUAGGCCUCUUCCACUUGCUUUCCCUUAACAGAUCUGGAAACUUUUUUAUAUAAUUCUCAAGGAACCUUCAUUGAUCAGCCAAUGUGGUGUAGUGGUUAGGGUGUUGGGUUAGGACCUGGGAAGCAAGAGUUCAAAUCCCCACACUGCCAUGAAGCUCACUGGAUGACCUUGGCUGGAUCUAGACACAUCAAAAAAGCGAUUCAGUUCAACGUGUUGUAAACUUCAUACGGGGAAAUCCUGUUGGUGAAAGACGGGGCUCCACAGUGCCACCUGGUUUCACAGUGUUACAAUGCAUAUAAAGCGCUUUGUUGUAGCAUUCGCAGCAUAUAAAGCUUGUGCCAGUCACAGCCUAACUUACCUCGCAAGGUUGUUGUAGGGAUUAAUUGAGGAGGGGAAAACCAUGCAUGCCACCUUGAGCUCUUUGGAGAAAAAAAGUGGGAUGUAAAUGCAACUAAUAAUAAUAAUAAUAAUAAUAAUAAUAUUGAUCCCAUCCAUUUUACUGAAUGUGUGCAAUCUAAUUUGAUAUUUCUGCAACUGUAAAUUUAGAACAAAUAAAAAAUAUACAUCAAGUUUUCCCUGAG
This is a messenger RNA of Podarcis lilfordi (Lilford's wall lizard), 19081 nucleotides long. The record is from the annotation of a GenBank genome assembly. NCBI's taxonomy places the organism in Eukaryota, Metazoa, Chordata, Lepidosauria, Squamata, Lacertidae.